AUGAUGGUGGAAACCAAGGUCGGUGUUGGUGGAAAAGGACUGCAAACAAUUAGGGCAAAUGGCAGGGAGCAGCACUCAACCUGCACCGGUUGGCUGACUGGAUGGCUCAUCAGCUGGCACAGGCGCUCCAAUGGGAGGCCUGGUACCACGUUUGUUCCAGCUGGUGCUACAACAAGAAGCAAAGGAAGAGGGGGUGGUAACCCUCAAGCCCUAAAAGACACCCUGCUCUCUGCAAAGCCAAUCACCACUUGGCUUGCCUUAGCAAACCCUGCGGCGGCUGACUCAGCACCCGACUCUCGCCUCGGGAAGGCAAUGGACUCUGAUGCCUCCGGCCUCUCUGUGGGAGGCAAGGAGCAGGGAGGCAAGGAGCAGGGAGGCAAGGAGCAGGGAGGCAAGGAGCAGGGAGGCAAGGAGCAGGGAGGCAAGGAGCAGGGAGGCAAGGAGCAGGGAGGCAAGGAGCAGGGAGGCAAGGAGCAGGGAGGCAAGGAGCAGGGAGGCAAGGAGCAGGGAGGCAAGGAGCAGGGAGGCAAGGAGCAGGGAGGCAAGGAGCAGGGAGGCAAGGAGCAGGGAGGCAAGGAGCAGGGAGGCAAGGAGCAGGGAGGCAAGGAGCAGGGAGGCAAGGAGCAGGGAGGCAAGGAGCAGGGAGGCAAGGAGCAGGGAGGCAAGGAGCAGGGAGGCAAGGAGCAGGGAGGCAAGGAGCAGGGAGGCAAGGAGCAGGGAGGCAAGGAGCAGGGAGGCAAGGAGCAGGGAGGCAAGGAGCAGGGAGGCAAGGAGCAGGGAGGCAAGGAGCAGGGAGGCAAGGAGCAGGGAGGCAAGGAGCAGGGAGGCAAGGAGCAGGGAGGCAAGGAGCAGGGAGGCAAGGAGCAGGGAGGCAAGGAGCAGGGAGGCAAGGAGCAGGGAGGCAAGGAGCAGGGAGGCAAGGAGCAGGGAGGCAAGGAGCAGGGAGGCAAGGAGCAGGGAGGCAAGGAGCAGGGAGGCAAGGAGCAGGGAGGCAAGGAGCAGGGAGGCAAGGAGCAGGGAGGCAAGGAGCAGGGAGGCAAGGAGCAGGGAGGCAAGGAGCAGGGAGGCAAGGAGCAGGGAGGCAAGGAGCAGGGAGGCAAGGAGCAGGGAGGCAAGGAGCAGGGAGGCAAGGAGCAGGGAGGCAAGGAGCAGGGAGGCAAGGAGCAGGGAGGCAAGGAGCAGGGAGGCAAGGAGCAGGGAGGCAAGGAGCAGGGAGGCAAGGAGCAGGGAGGCAAGGAGCAGGGAGGCAAGGAGCAGGGAGGCAAGGAGCAGGGAGGCAAGGAGCAGGGAGGCAAGGAGCAGGGAGGCAAGGAGCAGGGAGGCAAGGAGCAGGGAGGCAAGGAGCAGGGAGGCAAGGAGCAGGGAGGCAAGGAGCAGGGAGGCAAGGAGCAGGGAGGCAAGGAGCAGGGAGGCAAGGAGCAGGGAGGCAAGGAGCAGGGAGGCAAGGAGCAGGGAGGCAAGGAGCAGGGAGGCAAGGAGCAGGGAGGCAAGGAGCAGGGAGGCAAGGAGCAGGGAGGCAAGGAGCAGGGAGGCAAGGAGCAGGGAGGCAAGGAGCAGGGAGGCAAGGAGCAGGGAGGCAAGGAGCAGGGAGGCAAGGAGCAGGGAGGCAAGGAGCAGGGAGGCAAGGAGCAGGGAGGCAAGGAGCAGGGAGGCAAGGAGCAGGGAGGCAAGGAGCAGGGAGGCAAGGAGCAGGGAGGCAAGGAGCAGGGAGGCAAGGAGCAGGGAGGCAAGGAGCAGGGAGGCAAGGAGCAGGGAGGCAAGGAGCAGGGAGGGUCGCACCAAAAUGUGAAUGAAGAGGAAGAGACCUCACUUUCGAGGAAACCUGUCGUUCGCACGCCGCAGCCAGGACCUCGCAACCUGCCUGUCAUGGCCGGGCCACCUGGCUGGGAAUCUCCGAGUCGAUAUAAUAUAGCGGCCAGGCUGGGGGCCUCAUCUGACGCGCGGGCUUCUCAGCGUAGCGCCGCUUCUUGA
Schistocerca americana (American grasshopper) is the source of this 1971-nucleotide messenger RNA. RefSeq names its product protein argonaute-2-like. Lineage: Eukaryota; Metazoa; Arthropoda; Insecta; Orthoptera; Acrididae. Bases 1 to 1971 code for a protein of 656 amino acids. The record is from RefSeq and is a predicted model, not a curated record. The transcript has 4 exons.